Messenger RNA from Desarmillaria tabescens, 1584 nucleotides. RefSeq names its product glycoside hydrolase family 16 protein. Bases 1 to 1584 code for a protein of 527 amino acids. Gene Ontology annotation, biological process: glucan catabolic process. The transcript is spliced from 13 exons. The record is from RefSeq and is a predicted model, not a curated record. NCBI's taxonomy places the organism in Eukaryota, Fungi, Basidiomycota, Agaricomycetes, Agaricales, Physalacriaceae. Gene Ontology annotation, molecular function: hydrolase activity, hydrolyzing O-glycosyl compounds.
AUGCGGCUGACAUCUCAGUUCACUUUCCUUGCUCUUGCCUCCUCGAGUUUUGCGUCCCACGGGUUCAAAAGACAUCCUAAGCGGUCAUCUCAGCUACACGCGCGCUCUGAGACCGGUCUCGCCUACUAUGGGUUCCAAAACAGCACUAUGACUGCGUGUGGUGUGUAUUCCAAUGAUACCGAUUAUAUCGUUGGUUUGGGCACAGACUACGUGACUUGGGAGAGCAAGGAUAACUGCUUCAAAACUGUCACUGUUUCUCUGAGGGACGAUCCUUCCACGUCUGUCGAUGUUACAGUCACCGACGCUUGCAAAGACUGCGGUGAUUCGGCCAACGUGUACCUUUCUAUGGCUGCUUUUGAAGCCUUGUCAGAAUUGACAACCGGCGUUUUGAACGUUACAUGGUCGUUUGCCGAUGACUCUGCUUCGACGACUUCUCAAGUUGUGGCCACAACGUCCACUGAGGAAGCGACUACAAUCGAGACAACAUCUGAGGCAGCGACAACAUCUGAAGCGGCUACAACGUCUGAAGCAACUACUACGUUUGCAUCGACUACUGAAGAUAAUACGUAUUAUGCCACAACCACCUCUACGUCGACAUCGUCUUCUGCUGCCUCAACCUCAACCUCCUCAUCAAGUGGUAAUGUAGGCACCUCGUACACUACGUCUAGCGAUGGCUGGACACUUCAGACGGCGUUGAAAGGCCAGGAUUUGAUCAACUACUUCCACUAUGAUAUCGCGGCCGCUGACAAUGACGGCGUGGCGAACUACGUGGAUGGUUCUUCGGAGGGACUCGUUUAUCUCGACGGCGAUGAGAACGUGAUCAUUGCUAUCGAUACUGCCGAAACAGUGGCUCUUCGUAACUCAGUUCGGAUGGUUUCAUCUACUACCUUCAACCCAGGCUACUUGUUCCUCUUUGAUAUCAAGGAAAUUCCUGCGGCCUGCGGAACUUGGCCUGCUGUUUGGUUUACCGGCUCCAACUGGCCUGAUGAUGGUGAAAUUGAUGUCGUCGAGGGUGUCAACUACUACACCAAGAACAUCGUUUCCAUCCACUCCGGUGAUGGAUGCACAAUGUCUUCCUGGACAUUGUCGUCCCUAGUGCAGGCGUCCUUGAUCAUAGAAGGUGAUAGCAACUGCAAUGCUUACGUGUCUACGACUGGCUGUGGCCUCUCUCUUGAUUCCGAGACUUCCUUCGGUCUUCCGUUCAACCAGGCCGAUGGUGGUGUCUACGGUCUCGAGUUUACCGAGUCCGGAAUCAACAUGUACUUCUGGAACACCGGUAGCGUUCCUGAUGAUAUCGUCAGCGGAUCUCCGAACCCCACCACCUGGGACCCUGUCGUACAAUAUGCCGCUGACUCUUGCGACCCCGCCUCGCACUUCAAGGACCUCAUGAUGGUCAUCAACACUAACCUCGGUGGAACCUUUGCCGGUGCAGAUAUCUGGUCUACAGAAAAUGCUGGAGGUCAAGGCAGCAGCUGUGCAGAGAUCACUGGAAACAGUAAUGCUGCCGACUACAUUCUUAACACCGGUUCCGCCUACACCGAUGUUCACUUCUCCUUCCGUGGAAUUUACAUUUACACUCAAUAG